AUUUGAUGACACCAAGCAGCAGAUGGGCCAUGACCUGAAGCGGGCACACGAGCUGCUUGAAGCUAUCCCAGCGCGCCCCCCGGCUACCCCGCCGGUCUCUUUCGCUGACGUCAAGUGUUCAUCACCCUCAUCCGAGCCUGGCAAUGUGAGGACGAACGUCUCCAACAACACCUUGGCAUCGUCCUUGGCAAAUGAGCUCUAUUGCACGAUUUACACGUCGCGGGUCGAAGAAGGGAACAGAGACUGUGCACAGCUAGGACCAAUCCGGAAAGCCAUCGAAAAUGAGAUGAGGACGAAGGAUGGCCAGGCGGCCUGAAGAUGCGCCGCCGUUGUAAGGGAUGCCCGGAACACAGAGCGAGUCAAGGUCAUCUGCAGAGAUGAAAACGAAUUGAAGCAGGUCAAGGAAGCCGCGCAGAAGACGGUGGUCGUGGGAGUGAGGGUGAUGAGAGACCAGCUCUACCCGGUGAAGGUGGACAACGCCAACCGAACUGCAGUGCUAGACGCAGAAGGGAACGUCCUACCUGGCGC
Ilyonectria robusta is the source of this 528-nucleotide messenger RNA. RefSeq lists its product as uncharacterized. Bases 23 to 316 code for a protein of 97 amino acids. The record is from RefSeq and is a predicted model, not a curated record. Lineage: Eukaryota; Fungi; Ascomycota; Sordariomycetes; Hypocreales; Nectriaceae. The transcript has a single exon.